AUCGAAAUUAUAAUCAAUAAGCUAGCUCCGCCCUUGCUUGUUAACCUUGAUCAUCGUAAUAACUAAUUACGAAAGAAAUUUCUUAAAAACCUAUUAAUCUGAUAAUGAAAGUAAAGUCGAUUAUAAUUUAAAUGUCUAAAUAAAAUAUUUCGAUAAAUUUAGGACUAACCAUGUAUUAAGCCAUUUAAUUAAUCAUUUCUGUAAGAUUCAAUUUCUUCGAGCUGCCAUUGCAGUGUCACUUUGGGGGAGAAGAUGGAUCGGUCGAAGCAAGUAGAUCCUCAUGGCUUAGAAGCUUCACUCAUUCGAAUCAUCAACUCCCACCAUUCUUCAUCUCUCAAGCUCCGUGAAUCCACCGAGAAGGCGAAGAAGGAUGGGAUUCGUAAUGCAAGGCGGGUUUCGGAGCUGCUGGUGGAUUCAGUGAAUAGAGAAGUACAAGAAGCGUUUGUAAUGGAAAAGAGGAUUGAAAUGGAAAUUCGUGCUUUAACUGCAAGCAUUUUUCGAUUUGGAAAGCAAACUGAUCAAUGGCUUGCUGCUUCACACUCUAUCAAUACUGCAAUUAAGGAAAUUGGAGACUUUGAGAAUUGGAUGAAGACUAUGGAGUUUGAUUGUAAAAGUAUUAAUGCUGCAAUCUGCAAUAUUCACCAAGAAUGACAUUUGAACCUGAAUUAUCAUAGGCCUGUGAUUAGUAUAUGGUUUAUAUCAUGUCAUUUGAGUGUACAGAAUAUUCUUUUUGCAUGAAUGACAAUGGAAUUACAUUUAUUUCUGUACAACAACUUGUGUACUUAUUCUUCUAUGUUGUGUAAAAUCUUUGAAAAACUUGUAAAAGAAUUUAAUUGAUUGGUUCUUUUGAUCCA
Molecule: messenger RNA, 854 nt
Organism: Solanum lycopersicum (tomato)
Lineage: Eukaryota; Viridiplantae; Streptophyta; Magnoliopsida; Solanales; Solanaceae
Product: biogenesis of lysosome-related organelles complex 1 subunit 1
Biological process (GO): endosomal transport
Cellular component (GO): BLOC-1 complex
Source: RefSeq, a predicted model, not a curated record